CGUUCAGACUUCAGAUUUUAGACACACUCUCUCAAGUCUCAACACUCAUCGUUCGUCGUCAACAUUGAACACAAGACAAAACCGCGUCACCAAAAACUUCACUACAAAUAAAUAAAUACCCUUUGUUUCCCUCUUCUUCUCCUUCAUCGUCUUCACUCACACAACAACAACAACCUCAAUUCAUCCUCUCUUCCUUCCGAUUUCCACAAAAAUGAGCGCUAAAAGUUUCGUUGAAGGUGGUAUUGCCUCUGUAAUCGCCGGUUGCUCCACUCACCCUCUCGAUCUCAUCAAGGUUCGUCUUCAGCUCCACGGCGAAGCUCCUACCUCCACCACCGUCACUCUCCUCCGUCCAGCUCUCGCUUUCCCCAACUCUUCUCCUGCAGCUUUUCUCGCCGCCGAGACCACCACCACGUCUUCCGUUCCCAAAAUUGGACCGAUUUCACUCGGAAUCAACAUCGUCAAGUCGGAAGGCGCCGCCGCGUUAUUCUCCGGCGUCUCCGCUACUCUUCUCCGUCAGACUCUCUAUUCCACCACCAGGAUGGGUCUAUACGAAGUGCUUAAGACCAAAUGGUCUGAUCCUGAGUCAGGGAAGCUGAGUCUGAGCCGUAAGAUCGGAGCGGGGCUUGUCGCUGGUGGGAUCGGAGCCGCCGUUGGAAAUCCAGCCGACGUGGCGAUGGUUAGGAUGCAAGCUGACGGGAGACUUCCUUUAGCACAGCGUCGUAACUACGCCGGAGUAGGUGACGCGAUCAAGAGCAUGGUGAAAGGAGAAGGCGUAACGAGCUUGUGGCGUGGCUCGGCUCUGACGAUUAACAGAGCAAUGAUUGUGACUGCAGCUCAGCUUGCCUCUUACGAUCAGUUCAAGGAAGGGAUACUGGAGAGUGGUGUGAUUGAGGAUGGGCUCGGGACUCACGUGGUUGCGAGUUUCGCGGCGGGGUUUGUUGCUUCUGUGGCUUCGAAUCCGGUGGAUGUGAUAAAGACGAGAGUGAUGAAUAUGAAGGUGGGAGCUUACGAAGGCGCGUUGGAUUGUGCGGUUAAGACGGUUAGAGCUGAAGGAGCAAUGGCUCUUUAUAAAGGCUUUGUUCCUACGGUUUGUAGGCAAGGACCUUUCACUGUUGUUCUCUUCGUUACCUUGGAGCAAAUCAAGAAGCUGCUUCGUGAUUUUUGAUAUUACUACUACUAUUCUUUUAUUGAUGAUGACGACUACUUUAAAUUGAUUUAUUCAUUUUUGAAAUACAGUAGUGAACCCAAAGAGAGAAGAGGAGUUCAAUAUAUUUUUUGUUCAAUCAUUGGUGUUAUAAAUACAAUUCAAUUUUUGGUUUC
Molecule: messenger RNA, 1320 nt
Organism: Camelina sativa (false flax)
Lineage: Eukaryota; Viridiplantae; Streptophyta; Magnoliopsida; Brassicales; Brassicaceae
Product: mitochondrial uncoupling protein 4
Biological process (GO): transmembrane transport
Source: RefSeq, a predicted model, not a curated record